This is a messenger RNA of Peronospora belbahrii, 915 nucleotides long. Lineage: Eukaryota; Oomycota; Peronosporomycetes; Peronosporales; Peronosporaceae. The record is from the annotation of a GenBank genome assembly.
AUGGAUAUUCCUGUAAAUUCUUGUGAUAAUAUCAGUCCGACAAAUAGUAGCAGCGAGCCAUCACCACUUGCAGCAGACGCGAAACUCAAGUGUCACAUUGAAACAAAACGAGCACAGUCUCAACCGCCAUCACCGUCUUCUUCUAUGGUUGCUGCUAAAGCGCCGAUACUGAAAGAACUCGUACCUGAACAGGAACAAGAAGAAGAAGAAGAUCGAGAGCAGCAACAGGAUCAAGAGCAAGAGCAGCAAGAGGUUGAAGGAAAUCAGGCACACAUUGCACUAGAAGACGUAAAAGAGACAAUGCGUUGGAAAUCAACGGGUUCUAUUGCUAUUUUGACGCGACAACAAGAAGCACUGGACCAUCGAAGACAUACGUUUAGUACCAUGUCAGCUGAUAGUCGUGCCAAUAUGAGACGACGCAGUUACGACAUGACAAUGCAAUCAGUGCCAUUCGGUAGCACGUUUCCACCGUUGUCACUGCAACAACAACAACAGCAGCAGCAGCAGCCAUUUCCACAUUCUUUCAAGACGCAUCAUCAUUUGCAACACUUGCGAGUGUAUGGUAAGAGUUCCGACUCGACAAAAUCCAUUGAUGAUUGCCACGAAGAAGGGGCUUCGAUGAUUGCAUUUAUCUCGCCCAAUAUGGACACAGUUUGGACACGAGGUAAACCUGUGGAUGUGGAGUGGAAAGUACUGGACACAAAGGUGUCAAAACUACGGAUUGAAUUAUUGGAAGAUGGAUUGAGUGCUACGACACUUAUUGCUGCGGAGGCACCAAAUACAGGCUUUUUCACAUAUCAUAAGGUCCCGUGGGGGAUGGAAUCGGGUUCAAAUUAUUUCCUCCGUGUAUUGGCAGCAGACGAUCUUGAACGAUACCGUACAAGUUGUUUCUUUCAAAUCAGUUCAGCUCCAUAA